CGAGGGAGGGAGGGAGGGAGCUACGAGCGAGCUAGCGACGCGGGCCGCCCUUGCCGCCGCCGCCACCGCGGUCGGACCUGCGGCCUCCUCCCCUCCCCUCCCCCGCGUCGCCCUGCCGCGGGGAGGGGGCUCGCGUCGCCGCCUCCAGCCGCUCCCGAUGAAGCAGCUGCAACCGCAGCCGCCUCCGAAGAUGGGGGAUUUCUACGACCCGGAGCAUCCGACCCCUGAAGAAGAAGAAAAUGAGGCAAAGAUUGAAAAUGUGCAGAAAACAGGUUUCAUCAAGGGACCAAUCUUUAAAGGUGUUGCUUCGAGUCGAUUUUUGCCCAAAGGCACCAAGACAAAAGUUAAUUUGGAAGAACAAGGACGACAGAAGGUGUCAUUCAGCUUCAGCCUUACAAAGAAAACUUUGCCGAAUAGGUUUCUCACCGCACUUGGCAAUGAAAAGCAAAGUGAUACUCCAAACCCUCCAGCUGUACCUCUUCAGGUAGACUCAACCCCUAAAAUGAAAAUGGAAAUUGGUGAUACCUUAUCUACUGCAGAAGAAUCUUCUCCACCAAAGUCAAGGGUGGAAUUGGGCAAAAUUCAUUUUAAGAAACACCUGCUUCAUGUAACAUCCAGGCCACUGCUGGCUACUACCACAGCAGUAGCAUCUCCGCCUACUCAUGCAGUGCCAUUACCAGCAGUGAUAGCAGAAUCAACAACUGUAGACUCACCACCCUCAUCCCCACCUCCACCGCCUCCACCCCCGCAAGCCACAACACCCUCAUCACCAGCACCAGUAACAGAGCCAGUGGCCUUGCCACAUACACCAAUAACAGUUCUAAUGGCAGCACCAGUACCCUUACCAGUAGAUGUAGCAGUUAGAGCUCUGAAAGAACCACCAAUUAUAAUUGUACCAGAAUCUUUAGAAGCAGAUACUAAGCAGGACACUGUAUCUAAUAGUUCAGAAGAACACGUAACUCAAAAUUUGAAUGAGCAAGCAGAUAUUUCCUCAAAAAAAGAAGAUUCCCAUAUUGGGAAGGAUGAAGAAAUUCCAGAUAGUUCUAAGAUUAGUCUGAGCUGUAAAAAAACAGGUUCUAAGAAGAAAUACUCACAAUCUGAAGGCACCUUUCUUGGUUCAGAAUCUGAUGAAGAUUCUGUACGGACUUCUUCAAGUCAAAGAUCACAUGAUUUAAAAUUUUCAGCAAGCAUUGAAAAGGAAAGAGAUUUUAAAAAGAGCUCAGCACCUUUAAAAAGUGAGGAUCUGGGGAAGUCUUCACGAUCUAAAACAGAGAGAGAUGAUAAAUACUUUAGCUAUUCAAAACUUGAAAGAGAUACUCGGUAUGUAUCUUCCCGAUGUAGAUCAGAAAGAGAGCGACGGCGGAGCAGAUCUCGUUCUAGGUCUGACAGAGGCUCUAGAACUAAUUUAUCCUAUUCCCGGUCGGAACGAUCUCAUUAUUAUGACUCUGAUCGUCGCUACCAUAGGAGCUCCCCUUAUCGAGAGAGGACACGCUAUUCUCGACCAUACACAGAUAACAGAGCACGAGAGAGUUCUGACUCAGAAGAAGACUAUAAGAAGACAUACUCAAGGCGUACCUCAUCUCAUUCCUCUUCUUACAGAGACCUAAGGACAUCAUCCUAUUCUAAAUCUGAUCGGGACUGUAAAACUGAGACUUCUUACUUAGAUAUGGAAAGAAGAGGCAAGUAUUCUUCAAAACUAGAAAGAGAAUCUAAAAGGACUUCAGAAAAUGAAGCAAUGAAAAGAUGUUGUUCUCCCCCUAAUGAACUGGGAUUCCGACGAGGGUUAUCAUAUUCUAAGCACGACAGUAGUGCUUCCCGUUAUAAAUCUACCCUUUCAAAACCAAUACCCAAGUCUGAUAAAUUUAAAAAUUCUUUCUGUUGUACAGAAUUAAAUGAAGAAAUCAAACAGUCUCAUUCUUUUAGUUUACAAACACCUUGUUCAAAAGGUAAUGAAUUAAGAAUGAUUAAUAAAAAUCCUGAAAGAGAAAAGCCUGGGUCUCCAUCUCCAUCAAAUCGAUUAAAUGAUUCACCUACUUUUAAAAAGCUAGAUGAAUUGCCUAUUUUUAAGUCUGAAUUUAUAGCACAUGAUAGCCAUGAUAGUAUUAAGGAAUUGGACUCUUUAUCUAAAGUGAAGAAUGAUCAAUUAAGAAGCUUUUGUCCCAUAGAAUUAAAUAUAAAUGGAUCUCCUGGGGCAGAAUCUGAUUUGGCAACAUUUUGCACUUCUAAAGCUGAUGCUGUUUUAAUGACUUCUGAUGAUAGUGUGACUGGAUCGGAGGUAUCACCUUUGGUCAAAGCAUGUGUGCUUUCAUCAAAUGGAUUUCAGAAUAUUAGUAGAUGCAAAGAAAAUGACUCGGAUGAUACAUGCAUGCUACAUAAUAAGUCAGAAAGCCCAUUUAGAGAAACAGAACCUCUGGUGUUGCCACACCAAGAUAAACUCAUGUCUUUGCCAGUUAUGACUAUAGAUUAUUCCAAAACAGUAGUUAAAGAACCAGUUGAUACGAGGGUUUCUUGCUGCAAAACCAAAGAUUCAGACAUAUACUGUACUUCAAACGUCAGCAACCCUUCUUUGUGUAACUCCGAAGCUGAAAAUAUUGAGCCUUCAGUUACGAAGAUUUCUUCAAAUAGCUUUAUGAAUGUGCAUUUGGAAUCAAAAACAGUUAUAAGUGAUAAUAGAAAUUUGACAGACCACUCAAAAUUUGCAUGUGAAGAAUAUAAGCAGAGCGUUGGUAGCACUAGUUCAGCUUCUGUUAAUCAUUUUGAUGAUUUAUAUCAGCCUAUUGGGAGUUCAGGUAUUGCUUCAUCUCGUCAGAGUCUUCCACCAGGAAUAAAGGUGGACAGUCUAACUCUCUUGAAAUGCGGAGAGAACAUGUCUCCAGGUCUGGAUGCAGUACUAAAGAGUAAAAAAAGUUCAGAGUUUUUAAAGCGUGCAGGGAAAGAAACAAUAGUAGAAGUAGGUAGUGACCUUCCUGAUUCAGGAAAGGGAUUUGCCUCCAGGGAGAAAAGACAUAACAAUGGGCUAUCUGGAAAAUGUUUGCAAGAGGCUCAAGAAGAAGGGAAUUCCGUAUUGCCUGUUAGAAGAGGAAGACCAGAAAUCUCUUUAGAUGAAGGAGAAAGAGGAUGUAUGCAUACUUCUGAUGACUCAGAAGUUGUAUUUUCUUGUGAUUUGAAUUUAACCAUGGAAGACAGUGAUGGUGUAACUUAUGCAUUAAAAUGUGACAGUAGUGGUCAUGCCCCAGAAAUUGUGUCUACUGUCCAUGAAGAUUAUUCUGGCUCUUCUGAAAGUUCAAGUGAUGAAAGUGAUUCAGAAGAUACAGAUUCUGAUGACAGCAGUAUUCCAAGAAACCGUCUCCAGUCUGUUGUGGUUGUGCCAAAGAAUUCUACUUUGCCCAUGGAAGAAACGAGUCCUUGUUCUUCUCGGAGCAGUCACAGUUAUAGACACUAUUCUGACCAUUGGGAAGAUGAGAGGUUGGAGUCAAGGAGACAUUCCUAUGAGGAAAAAUUUGAAACUAUAGCAAGUAAAGCUUGUCUUCAAACUGAUAAGUUUUUCCUUCAUAAAGGAACAGAAAAGAAUCCAGAAAUUUCUUUUACACAGUCCAGUAGAAAACAAGUAGAUAACCACCUGCCUGAACUUUCUCAUCCUCAGAGUGAUGGGGUUGAUAGUACAAGUCAUACAGAUGUGAAAUCUGACCAUCUGGGUCACCUAAAUUCAGAGGAAACUGUGAAAGCCAAAAUAUCUUGUAGGCAGCAAGAACUGCCAAUUUAUUCUUCUGAUUUUGAAGAUGUCCCAAGUAAGUCUUGGCAACAGACCACUUUCCCAAACAGGCCGGAUAGUAGACUGGGAAAAACAGAAUUGAGUUUUUCUUCGUCUUGUGAGAUAUCGCAUGUGGAUGGCUUGCACUCAUCAGAAGAGCUCAGAAACUUAGGGUGGGACUUCUCUCAAGAAAAGCCUACUACCACGUAUCAGCAACCUGACAGUAGCUAUGGAGCUUGUGGUGCACACAAGUAUCAGCAAAGUGCAGAACAGUAUGGUGGGACACGUGAUUACUGGCAAGGCAAUGGUUACUGGGAUCCAAGAUCAGGUAGACCUGGAACUGGGGUUGUAUAUGAUCGAACUCAAGGACAAGUACCAGAUUCCCUGACAGAUGAUCGGGAAGAAGAGGAGAAUUGGGAUCAACAGGAUGGAUCCCACUUUUCAGACCAGUCCAACAAAUUUCUGGUAUCCCUUCAGAAAGACAAGGGGUCAGUGCAAGCACCUGAAAUAAGCAGCAAUUCCAUUAAGGACACUGUAGCUGUGAAUGAAAAGAAAGAUUUUUCAAAAAACUUAGAAAAAAAUGAUAUCAAAGAUAGAGGGCCUCUUAAGAAAAGGAGGCAGGAAAUAGAGAGUGAUUCUGAAAGUGAUGGUGAACUUCAGGACAGAAAGAAAGUUAGAGUGGAGGUAGAGCAGGAAGAGACAUCAUUGCCCCCAGGCUCAGCACUAGUUGGGCCCUCCUGUGUCAUGGAUGACUUCAGGGACCCACAGCGAUGGAAGGAAUGCGCCAAGCAGGGGAAAAUGCCUUGUUACUUUGAUCUUAUUGAAGAAAAUGUUUAUUUAACAGAAAGAAAGAAGAAUAAAUCUCAUCGAGAUAUUAAGCGAAUGCAGUGUGAGUGUACUCCUCUUUCUAAAGAUGAACGAGCUCAAGGUGAAAUAGCCUGUGGGGAAGAUUGUCUUAAUCGUCUCCUCAUGAUUGAAUGUUCUUCUCGGUGUCCAAAUGGGGAUUAUUGUUCCAAUAGACGGUUUCAGAGAAAACAGCAUGCAGAUGUGGAAGUCAUACUCACAGAAAAGAAAGGCUGGGGCUUGAGAGCUGCCAAAGACCUUCCUUCGAACACCUUUGUCCUAGAAUAUUGUGGAGAGGUACUUGAUCAUAAAGAGUUUAAAGCACGAGUGAAGGAGUAUGCACGAAACAAAAACAUCCAUUACUAUUUCAUGGCCCUGAAGAAUGAUGAGAUAAUAGAUGCCACUCAAAAAGGAAAUUGCUCUCGUUUCAUGAAUCACAGCUGUGAACCAAACUGUGAAACCCAAAAAUGGACUGUGAACGGACAACUGAGGGUUGGGUUUUUUACCACCAAACUGGUUCCUUCAGGCUCAGAGUUAACAUUUGACUAUCAGUUCCAGAGAUAUGGAAAAGAAGCCCAGAAAUGUUUCUGUGGGUCAGCCAAUUGCCGGGGUUACCUGGGAGGAGAAAACAGAGUCAGCAUCAGAGCAGCAGGAGGGAAAAUGAAGAAGGAACGAUCUCGGAAGAAGGAUUCAGUGGAUGGAGAGCUAGAAGCUCUGUUGGAAAAUGGUGAGGGUCUCUCUGAUAAAAACCAGGUGCUCAGCUUAUCCCGGCUAAUGGUUCGAAUUGAAACUUUGGAGCAGAAACUUACCUGUCUGGAGCUCAUACAGAACACACACUCACAGUCCUGCCUGAAGUCCUUUCUGGAACGUCAUGGGCUGUCUUUGUUGUGGAUCUGGAUGGCAGAGCUAGGUGACGGCCGGGAAAGUAACCAGAAGCUUCAGGAAGAGAUUAUAAAGACUUUGGAACACUUGCCCAUUCCUACUAAAAAUAUGUUGGAGGAAAGCAAAGUACUUCCAAUUAUUCAACGCUGGUCUCAGACUAAGACUGCUGUCCCUCCAUUGAGUGAAGGAGAUGGGUAUUCUAGUGAGAAUACAUCGCGUGCUCAUACACCACUCAACACACCUGAUCCUUCCAUGAAGCUGAGCGCAGAAGUUGACACAGACACUCCCAAGAAACUCAUGUUUCGCAGACUUAAAAUUAUAAGUGAAAAUAGCAUGGACAGUGCAAUCUCUGAUGCAACCAGUGAGCUAGAAGGCAAGGAUGGCAAAGAGGAUCUUGAUCCAUUAGAAAAUAUCCCUGUAGAGGAAGAGGAAGAGUUGCAGUCACAACAGCUACUCCCACAACAGCUGCCUGAAUGCAAAGUUGAUAGUGAAACCAGCGUAGAUGCCAGUAAGUUACCUACAUCUGAACCAGAAGCUGAUGCUGAAAUAGAGCCCAAAGAGAGCAAUGGCACAAAACUAGAAGAACCUAUUAAUGAAGAAACACCAUCCCAAGAUGAAGAGGAGGGUGUGUCUGAUGUGGAGAGUGAAAGGAGCCAAGAACAGCCAGAUAAAACAGUGGAUAUAAGUGAUUUGGCCACCAAACUCCUGGACAGUUGGAAAGACUUAAAGGAGGUAUAUCGAAUUCCAAAGAAAAGUCAAACUGAAAAAGAGAACACAAUAACUGAACGAGGAAGGGAUGCUGUUGCCUUUAGAGAUCAAACACCUGCCCCAAAGACUCCUAAUAGGUCAAGAGAGAGAGACCCAGACAAGCAAACUCAAAAUAAAGAGAAAAGGAAACGAAGAGGCUCCCUCUCACCACCUGCUUCUGCCUAUGAGCGGGGAUCAAAAAGGCCAGAUGACAGAUAUGAUACACCAACUUCUAAAAAGAAAGUACGAAUUAAAGACCGCAAUAAACUUUCUACAGAGGAACGCCGGAAGUUGUUUGAGCAAGAGGUGGCUCAGCGGGAGGCUCAGAAACAACAGCAACAGAUGCAGAACCUGGGAAUGACAUCACCACUGCCCUAUGACUCUCUUGGUUAUAAUGCCCCUCAUCAUCCCUUUGCUGGUUACCCACCAGGUUAUCCCAUGCAGGCCUAUGUGGAUCCCAGCAACCCUAAUGCUGGAAAGGUGCUCCUGCCCACACCCAGCAUGGACCCAGUGUGUUCCCCUGCUCCUUAUGAUCAUGCUCAGCCCUUGGUGGGACAUUCUACAGAACCCCUUUCUGCCCCUCCACCAGUACCAGUGGUGCCACAUGUGGCAGCUCCUGUGGAAGUUUCCAGUUCCCAGUAUGUGACCCAGAGUGAUGGUGUAGUACACCAAGACUCCAGCGUUGCUGUCUUGCCAGUGCCGGCCCCCGGUCCAGUUCAGGGACAGAAUUAUAGUGUUUGGGAUUCAAACCAACAAUCUGUCAGUGUACAGCAGCAGUAUUCUCCUGCACAGUCUCAAGCAACCAUAUAUUAUCAAGGACAGACAUGUCCAACAGUCUAUGGUGUGACAUCACCUUAUUCACAGACACCACCACCAAUUGUACAGGUAACUAAUUCUGGAAUUUCUCUUUUCUGUUUUAUGGCCUGUUCAUGGGAUGUUAGGGGCAGAACCACAAUAAAGAAAGCUCCUAAAGCAAGAGAUAAUUUUCUCAUGUGGUCAAGGAUUCUGACUUAUUCUGUGUCUCAUUCUAUGUUAUAUUUUCUGUAUGUAAGAGCAGAGAUGUUUAUGUCAGGAUUCUGUUUCCUAGCCUUGAUAGCAUGGGUGUUUUUACCUCUUUCUAGGCAGACUCAGUGGGAUCCUCCUACUUGGGAAAGCCCAGGAGAUGAUGCUAGCCUUGAGCAUGAAGCUGAGAUGGACCUUGGAACUCCAACAUAUGAUGAAAACCCCAUGAAGACCUCGAAAAAGCCCAAGACAGCGGAAGCAGACACCUCCAGCGAACUAGCAAAGAAAAGCAAAGAAGUAUUCAGAAAAGAGAUGUCCCAGUUCAUCGUCCAGUGCCUGAACCCUUACCGGAAACCUGACUGCAAAGUGGGAAGAAUUACCACAACUGAAGACUUUAAACAUCUGGCUCGCAAGCUGACUCAUGGUGUUAUGAAUAAGGAGCUGAAGUACUGUAAGAAUCCUGAGGACCUGGAAUGCAAUGAGAAUGUGAAACACAAAACCAAGGAGUACAUUAAGAAGUACAUGCAGAAGUUUGGGGCUGUUUACAAACCCAAAGAGGACACUGAAUUAGAGUGACUAUUGGGCCAGGGCGGGAGGAUGGGUGGUCAGGUAAGACAGACUCUAGGGAGAGGAAGUCCUGUGGGCCUUUCUGCCCCACCCCUGUCAGCAUUGUGCUACUGAUGACACAUCACCCUGGGAAAUUCAACCGUGCAGAUGUCAACCGAAGGCCACAAAAAUGAACUCCAUAUACAAGUGAUUUCCUAGUUGUGAGCUGUUGGCAUGUUAUUAGAAGCCAUCAGAGGUGUAAGGGCUUAGAAAAGACCCUGGCCAGACCUGACUCCACUCUUAAACCUGGGUCUCCUCCUUGGCGGUGCUGUCAGCGCACAGACCCAUGCGCAUCCCCACCCACAACCCUUUACCCUGAUGAUCUGUAUUAUAUUUUAAUGUAUAUGUGAAUAUAUUGAAAAUAAUUUGUUUUUUUCUGGUUUUUGUUUGGUUUUCGUUUUGCUUUUAGCCUCUACAUGCUAGGAUCACAGGAAGACUUUGUAAGGACAGUUUAAGUUCUCCUACAAGGUUUAAUUUGUUAUCAUGUAAAUAUUCCAAAGCAGGCUGCCUUGUGGUUUCGGCCAGCCUUGUGCUAUGUUGAUAAGAUUGAUUUACUGCUUAAAAUCACUUUACUUUAUCCAAUUUUUACUGAACUUUUUAUGUAAAAAAAUAAAAUCAAUUAAAGAACUUGG
Cebus imitator (Panamanian white-faced capuchin) is the source of this 8463-nucleotide messenger RNA. It is a transcript of the gene SETD2, whose product is annotated as SET domain containing 2, histone lysine methyltransferase. Gene Ontology annotation, molecular function: protein binding; histone H3K36 methyltransferase activity. Gene Ontology annotation, cellular component: chromosome; nucleus. The transcript has 20 exons. Bases 158 to 7801 code for a protein of 2547 amino acids. Lineage: Eukaryota; Metazoa; Chordata; Mammalia; Primates; Cebidae. Gene Ontology annotation, biological process: regulation of DNA-templated transcription. The record is from RefSeq and is a predicted model, not a curated record.